AUGACUGGAGCACUGCUGUCCUCUCGAUCUCUCUAUAUUGGCAUGGAGGUGGCGAUCGCGGUGGCGUCCGUGGUUGGCAACGUUAUGGUGGUGUGGGCAGUGAGGAUCAACAAAUCUUUACGGGACACCACCUUUUGUUUCAUCGUUUCACUGGCGCUGGCUGACAUUGCUGUGGGAGCGCUGGUCAUUCCUCUGGCUAUCACCAUCAGCAUCGGGCUGCAGACGCACUUCUACAGCUGCCUGCUGGUCGCCUGCACAGUUCUGGUACUCACGCAAAGUUCCAUCCUGGCACUCCUCGCCAUCGCCAUUGACAGAUACCUGAGAGUCAAAAUCCCCACCAGGUAUAAGAGGGUGGUGACACCCCGGCGAGCAGGUGCAGCUGUGGUGCUUUGCUGGACAGUAGCUUUUGUGGUGGGCCUCACACCCAUGCUUGGCUGGAACAACCUUGGUCAUCUCCAGCAGAACGGCUCCAUCAGUUCAGACCUGGUCAUUACAUGCCAGUUCGAGAAUGUCAUCAGCAUGGACUACAUGGUCUACUUCAACUUUUUUGGAUGGGUGCUGCCGCCCCUUGUGCUCAUGCUGCUUAUCUACGCUGAGAUCUUCUACAUGAUCCACAAGCAGCUUAACAGCAAAAAGUUGACCGGCAGCCACACCGACCCCAACAAGUACUAUGACAAGGAGCUCAAUCUGGCCAAAUCCUUGGCACUGGUCUUAUUUCUCUUUGCCGUCAGCUGGCUGCCCUUACACAUCAUAAAUUGUGUGACGCUCUUCUGCCCUGAGUGCCAGAAACCCAUUGCCCUCCUGUACAUCGCCAUUCUACUCACCCACGGCAACUCUGCUGUCAACCCCAUUGUCUAUGCCUUCCGCAUCAAGAAAUUCCGCACGGCAUUCCACAAGAUCUGGCACCAGUACUUUUGCUGCAAAGACAUGCCGGCUCUGGAGAUCCAGCCCAGUGACAGGAAAUGGCACAGUGUCAAUCCUGAGCCGGAGCGAGCAUCACCCCCAGGGCCUCCGCAGGAGGAAACUCCAAUGCCCGACACUUUGCACCCUCCGAAUCAGCCAAACGAACCUCUGCAGCUGAAAGAACACCCGCCCUUAUCGGAGCAGAAUUCCGUUUAG
This is a messenger RNA of Nerophis lumbriciformis (worm pipefish), 1119 nucleotides long. NCBI's taxonomy places the organism in Eukaryota, Metazoa, Chordata, Actinopteri, Syngnathiformes, Syngnathidae. The record is from RefSeq and is a predicted model, not a curated record.